Juglans regia (Persian walnut) is the source of this 449-nucleotide messenger RNA. Its product is annotated as ubiquitin carboxyl-terminal hydrolase 8-like. NCBI's taxonomy places the organism in Eukaryota, Viridiplantae, Streptophyta, Magnoliopsida, Fagales, Juglandaceae. The coding region runs from base 124 to 420 and encodes 98 amino acids. The record is from RefSeq and is a predicted model, not a curated record. The transcript is spliced from 3 exons.
GGGAAAAAGAAUAUGGGAAGAAACGAAAAAGCUUCGGUUGUUUCUCUCUGCAAAUCCACCAUCCUCGCUCAAAUGAUCUACAUUGUCCAAAUCCAUUUCUAAAUCUGUCGUUCUCACUCUACAAUGGACGGUGUCUCCGACGAUUUCUCUGAUUCCACCCAGCGACCCGACUCGGACAACGACCAACGAGUAUACUUCGUCCCAUACAGGUGGUGGAAGGAUGCGCAAGAUUUGAUGCCCGGAGAUUUGGGUUUGAAGAUAGGAAUUGUGUAUACGGCUUCGCCAGUUUCCUCGUAUACAGGUCCUAUGAAGCUCAUCAACAACAUCUUCAGCUUGGAUCUUGUUUUCAGUCUGAGAAAAGAGGAUUCUGAGCAGGGGGGAAUGGUGAAGUGGGUGUAUCCGGGCGGGACUAUGCAUUAGUCCCCUGCGAAAUAUGGGUGCAGGCACUU